This is a messenger RNA of Aspergillus uvarum CBS 121591, 2958 nucleotides long. RefSeq names its product flavodoxin and radical SAM domain protein. Gene Ontology annotation, biological process: wybutosine biosynthetic process. NCBI's taxonomy places the organism in Eukaryota, Fungi, Ascomycota, Eurotiomycetes, Eurotiales, Aspergillaceae. The transcript has 2 exons. Gene Ontology annotation, molecular function: FMN binding; catalytic activity; 4 iron, 4 sulfur cluster binding. The record is from RefSeq and is a predicted model, not a curated record. The coding region runs from base 177 to 2525 and encodes 782 amino acids.
AAUCAACCCCUCCCAAAAUAAAGUGUUUCCGCCCACUUAAUCCGACCCGCCAUUUCUCGGCUCUUUCUUUUCAUCGUUUGUCACCAAGGCAAGGCCGUCUGCUUUGAUCCUCAAAGGCAAACGGAGAAUAGGCGAGAAGCAGAACCCAGGGGCUCGGCUAUCUCGUUCUUCCAAUCAUGGCAGAAUUUGCUGUAGACGAAGGUCUGCUGGCCUUCUGGCAUACCUAUCGUCUGCCGCUGCUCCUCGCUCUCGUCGCCGCGUUUACUUUCAUUCGCUUCUUUCGUACACUUCAGCCCAAGUCUAGAACGGCCACUGCCUCCUCGAUCCCACCGUCCCCUCGAAGCCUUUCUCCGGAGAAGAGUGAAAAGCUCGCGAUCGGAUACGACAAAGAAAUCACCAAGGUCGAGAAGUCGGCCAUCCAAACUAUCGCCGAGAGGGAGAAAGCGCCCAAGUCUGCAUCCGGUCCUAAGAGAGUGUCCGGAAAGAAGCCCUCAAAGGUCGCUGGCCGACGUACCGGUUCCGACCAGAAUCAACAGCCUUUGUCCUUCAUCCAGCCCAUCAUCUUCUACGCCUCGUUGACCGCUACAACUGAGAAAUAUGCGCAGGUAUUGCUUGAAGACCUGCGCGCCGCCGCCCAACUACGAGCCGAUCCGGAGAACCGUGAGCGGGCAAUUCUUCCUCCUCAGAUCCAAGACCUCUCCUACGUCGACUUCGAUGAUUACUUCGCCGCUGCACCCAAGCCUCCGUCCAACUCGCCCGGAACGCGCUACGUUUACUGCUUGCUGAUCCCCUCGUACAACAUUGAUACUAUUUUGAACACUUUCCUUGGCCACCUUGACGAAACCCACAAUGACUUCCGCAUCGAUACUGCGCCGCUUUCGUCUCUGGCUGGCUACGCUGUCUUUGGUUUCGGUGACAAGGAAGGAUGGCCGACCGAGGAGGAGGGAUACUGCUACCAGGCUAAGGAACUCGAUCGGUGGAUGGCGAAGCUUACGGGUCGGAAGCGGGCGUAUCCCCUUGGAUUUGGUGAUGUCAAGGGGGAUCCGGAAGCUGCCCUGAAAGAAUGGUCUCAUGGUCUUCAAGAUAUCCUGGGUGACAUCUUGGAGAAUGGUGGAUUGGGUGAAGGUGUUCCUGGCAGCGGUGACCCUCUCGAAAGUGACGAGGAGGACCUGGACGAAGAAGGCUCUGAUGACAGUUCUAAGAAGAACCGGAAACGUAACAAGGCUCAAGACGUGGUUGACCUGGAAGACAUCAAGUUCAGCGCUGAUAGCGGAUCGGGGACCCCCAUUCCCGUUGACUUCACUACCGCGGGCGCUUCGCCUGCGUCCGCUAUUCAACCCACUGAGAAGGAAAUGGUCCCGAAGACAUCGCCCACCUACGCAGCUCUUACCAAACAGGGCUACACUAUCGUGGGUUCUCACUCAGGUGUCAAGAUCUGUCGCUGGACUAAGUCCGCGUUGCGUGGCCGUGGCUCCUGUUACAAAUUCUCGUUCUAUGGUAUCCGCUCGCACCUUUGCAUGGAAGCUACCCCGUCCCUUUCCUGCAGCAACAAAUGUAUCUUCUGCUGGAGACAUGGCACUAACCCGGUUGGCACAACUUGGCGUUGGAAGGUGGAUUCUCCUGACCUGAUUUUCAAUGGUAUCAAGGAGGGUCAUUACAAAAAGAUCAAGAUGAUGCGUGGUGUCCCCGGUGUGCGUGCUGAACGAUUCGCGGAGGCCAUGCGCAUCCGCCACUGCGCUCUCAGCUUGGUGGGCGAACCGAUCUUUUAUCCUCACAUCAAUCAGUUUUUGGACAUGCUGCACAGUGAGCACAUCUCUAGCUUCCUUGUCUGCAAUGCUCAACACCCCGAUCAGCUCGAGACCCUCAACCGAGUGACUCAGUUGUACGUUUCCAUUGACGCGAGCAACCGGGAAAGUCUGAGAAAGAUCGACCGCCCUCUUCACCGCGACUUCUGGGAGCGUUUCCAGCGUUGUCUGGACAUUCUUCGCGAGAAGCGUCACAUGCAGCGCACUGUCUUCCGUCUUACGCUGGUGAAGGGAUUCAAUGUGGACGAUGAGGUCAUUGGAUAUGCGAACCUGGUUGAGAAGGCACUGCCUUGCUUCAUCGAGAUCAAGGGCGUCACUUACUGCGGUACUAGCACCAGUGCAGGAGCUGGGCUGACUAUGCAGAACGUGCCUUUCUACGAGGAAAUCCAGGAGUUUGUAACCUCCCUUAACAAGGAGCUGGAGCGUCGCGGUCUCAAGUAUGGUCUCGCUGCGGAGCAUGCUCACAGCUGCUGUGCACUAAUCGCAUCCGAGCGCUUCUACGUGAACGGAAAGUGGCACUCGCGGAUCGAUUACGACCGGUUCUUCGAACUUUUGGAGAAGGAGAAGGCAGACGGCACCCCCUUCAAACCCGAGGAUUACAUGAGUGAAACGCUCGAGUGGGCCUUGUGGGGCAACGGUGGCUUUGACCCCAACGACGAGCGUGUAUACAAGAAAGGCAAAAAGAAGGGCCUCCAAGCUGCAGCGGCAGCUCAGGAUUGAUUGAACCUGUUUCCUGUCAUGUUCAAGUACCGUGCCAUCCCUCUGAGCGCCGUAGAGGCCCUUUGAGGCCUGUCUCGUGGCCUAUCUCUCAGGUGGACAUACAAUCAUUCUCGAACCGACUCCGCAGCUGUAAGGAAUUCAGGAGCACCAUCCUAUCGAAAAACCCACUUAGCUGUCAGGCCAUGGCCGACGAACCCAGCUUGCACCGAGUGCAGCUACCGUGAAAAGCGAAUUAACAAAACCGGGUCAUUCUGCGCCUAGCGUCUCACAGACGCUAAAAAUAUUCCCAGAUUCUAGCCAAGACCGUCGGACAACAGUAUAUACUCCAGCCGAAGUCAGCUGCUGUGCAAGUCACAAGGCUAGUUGAAUUUCUUCUAUGAUUCAUGUAUCUAGUUGAGAAACCAUGACGAAUUUUAGCUAUAUUUUGAUUAUC